AUGGAGGGCGACGUGGAGAUGGCGGCAGCGGAGGCGGGAGCCGAGGGAGGAGCUGCCGUUGAGCUGGACGAUAUGAAGAAGAGGCUGAAGGAGAUGGAGGACGAGGCCGCCGCUCUCCGAGAAAUGCAGGCGAAAGUCGAGCAGGAGAUGGGCUCCGUUCAAGGAGAUCCUGCUUCUGCAUCUAAUCAGGCAAAUAGGGAAGAAGUGGAUUCCCGAUCAGUUUUUGUCGGCAAUGUGGAUUAUGCAUGCACACCGGAGGAAGUUCAACAGCAUUUCCAGUCCUGUGGGACCGUGAAUAGGGUAACUAUACGAACCAACAAAUAUGGACAGCCCAAGGGAUAUGCAUAUGUUGAAUUUCUUGAAACAGAAGCUGUCGAGCAGGCUCUUCUUCUUAAUGAGUCUGAACUUCACGGACGGCAGUUGAAAGUAUCAGCCAAGAGGACCAAUGUCCCUGGCAUGAAGCAGUUCCGUCCUAGACGUCCUAAUCCCUACUUGGGAAGUAGGCCCCGGGGCCCAUACAUUCCCGCUCCUUACAUUAUUUCGCCUUAUGGAUAUGGAAAGGUCCCAAGGUUCAGGGUACCUAUGAGAUACAGCCCUUACUUCUGA
This is a messenger RNA of Striga hermonthica, 606 nucleotides long. Lineage: Eukaryota; Viridiplantae; Streptophyta; Magnoliopsida; Lamiales; Orobanchaceae. The record is from the annotation of a GenBank genome assembly.